UUUACGGUCAUACUAAUAGCAUCUUUUAAGAAAUUUUUUCCGUUUUGCAAAAAACUAUCAAAAUAAACCAUUUUUGCAAGACUUUUGAGUAAAAGUUGCUUAUUAAAUAGAAGUAAUACAUCAUGUCGGCCGAUGUGCGCGAUAUUCUGGACAUGGAGCGUGCCAACACGCCCGAGGUGACGAGGGAGUCCUUUCUGGCCACCAAGAAGCGGAACUUUGAGCGGACCAAGAAUGCAUCCCGUCGACCGGAGGGAAUGCAUAGGGAGGUGUUCGCCCUGCUCUACACAGACAAGAAAGAUGCUCCGCCCCUCCUGCCCACGGACACCGCUCUGGGAAUCGGAGCUGGCUAUAAACAGACGAAGGCCCGCCUGGGAAUGAAGAAGGUGCGCAAGUGGGAGUGGGCGCCCUUCUCGAAUCCAGCGCGCAACGAUUCAGCGGUUUUUCACCACUGGAAACGGGUGACCGACAAUUCCACCGACUAUCCGUUCGCCAAAUUCAACAAGCAGCUGGAGGUGCCCUCGUACACGAUGACGGAGUACAAUGCCCACUUGCGGAACAAUAUCAAUAACUGGAGCAAGGUGCAGACAGAUCACCUAUUCGACCUGGCCAGACGCUUCGAUCUUCGCUUCAUUGUAAUGGCAGAUCGCUGGAAUCGUCAGCAACAUGGUGCCAAAACGGUAGAGGAGCUCAAAGAACGUUACUAUGAGGUGAUAGCCCUGCUCGCUAAGGCCAAGAAUCAAACGAGUGAGAAGAAAGUAUUUGUUUAUGACGCCGAGCACGAACGGCGCCGCAAGGAGCAGCUGGAGAAGCUGUUCAAACGCACGACACAACAGGUAGAGGAGGAGCAAAUGCUUAUCAACGAGAUGAAGAAGAUCGAGGCGCGGAAAAAGGAACGCGAGCGCAAGACACAGGACCUGCAAAAGCUCAUUUCGCAAGCGGAUCCAAACGAGCACGCAUCGAAUACGCCCAGCACUCGAAAGUACGAGAAGAAGCUGCACAAAAAGAAGGUUCACCAGCAGCCGCGUCCCUCCAAGGUGGACUCGGUGGUGAAUGCCAUUGAGAUCGGUAGCAGCGGCAUUAAGUUCGCUGACCUGCGUGGUUCCGGCGUUUCUCUGCGCUCGCAAAAGAUGAAGCUGCCGGCAAAUAUCGGCCAGCGCAAGGUGAAGGCCCUCGAACAGGCCAUCCAGGAGUUUAAAGUUGAUCCCGCUCCGCCGCCCACGGAGGACAUUUGCACCUCCUUCAACGAGCUUCGUUCCGAUAUGGUGUUGCUCUGCGAGCUUCGCACCGCCCUGUCCACCUGCGUCUACGAAAUGGAGAGUCUCAAGCACCAAUACGAAGCCGCCUGUCCAGGCAAGACACUGAAUAUCCCGCCCUCACUGGUGCCCAUCAAGACCGAAGCCCUGGACAAUAGCACAAAUUAAUUAAGUUAACGCGGCCCGUUUCCACUCAGAUUCCCCAGACGCCGAAGUGUGUGCGGCGUGCUAAUCAUUGUAACCCGUUUUCCACUGUCCAUAUUUGUGCAUUUGCGCUACUCCCAGUCCGCAUGGGGAAAUAAAUGGAUAAACAAGAAAA
Molecule: messenger RNA, 1572 nt
Organism: Drosophila teissieri
Lineage: Eukaryota; Metazoa; Arthropoda; Insecta; Diptera; Drosophilidae
Gene: DMAP1
Product: DNA methyltransferase 1-associated protein 1
Biological process (GO): chromatin remodeling; negative regulation of transcription by RNA polymerase II; DNA repair
Cellular component (GO): NuA4 histone acetyltransferase complex; nucleus; Swr1 complex
Molecular function (GO): transcription corepressor activity
Source: RefSeq, a predicted model, not a curated record